Molecule: messenger RNA, 536 nt
Organism: Clunio marinus
Lineage: Eukaryota; Metazoa; Arthropoda; Insecta; Diptera; Chironomidae
Source: the annotation of a GenBank genome assembly
AUUUGAUUUAAGAUCAAAAUAACUUUCACCCUUAAGCUUUUGUCGUGUAAAAAAUUUAUCGUAAAAUCACGCAAAACAUGCCAAAAUUAGUGUCGUGUGACUUUGAAGUCUUUGGAAAGGUUCAAGGAGUUUAUUUUAGAAAAUAUACCGAAAAACAAGCAACUGUUCUCGGUUUGAGAGGAUGGUGCAAGAAUAAAUCAACUGGAUCUGUCAUAGGGAAGAUAGAAGGAGACGAAACACGCGUCCAUCAGAUGAUGGAUUGGUUGAAAACCACAGGAAGUCCGAAAUCUAACAUCGUCAAAGCCAUCUUCAGUGAACCCAAAGCAAUCCAAGACUUUUCAACUAGAAACUUUACAAUCAGACGUUGAAUCACUUGCAUCAUCAUCAUUCAAACAAUAGAAUCUUCUUCGUUUUGCUUGUUUUUAUGCAAUAUCAUGAUCUUCUUGUCAGUCACUUUUGGCUUAUCUGAUGAUGCUUGAAAAACGAAUUUUUUUGCAAGUUGAAUAAAUAAAUAACAGAAAUUUCAUCGUCAACAU